CCUCCAUGCAGUUAUGGCCGGUGUCGGCAGCUUCAAAAAGGUCACGUUUAUUAUAAUCUAAUUAGUUUAAAAUAUGCGUGGGCAAACACCUAUGAAGUUUUAGAAAAUGACAAGCACAAUUCAAUUUAGUGCGCAUCAUACAUUCAAGAGGGCAUGAGCCAUAACACUUUCAAAUGUAUUUCAGCGCAAUUUCACACAAUUAGAGUAUUUAGUUAUUGCGCUUGUUAGGGAUUCUAUAUUCCAGGUACUGUACGUGAUAUCUAUGGUAUUCUGCUAAUGGAAUAGUUAUAAAAAAUUGGCUAAAUAACCCCGAAUGUGUCGUAAUUCAAUAACAAUUUAAUUUCAUGCAGUACUUCAGUCAAAAAUUUGUUCACUUGUGUGUUUGUGCUCUGCAGGUUUGUCUUGGACAAACACUUCUGGAUUAUUGAUGAUGUAGCAUAAUUGUUCAGCUUUGUGUAAAAAUGUCUAUUCUUUCUUUUAGGGGCGAAUUGUAACACUCGGUUGUAAUACUAAAUCAAAUAAUAGAAAAUGUCUAGCCAAGACAAUGGGACGAGAACGAUAAAUCAGUCGGUAAUUGAAAUUCCAGCACCAGUACGAUUGGAUAUUCCAGGUGAAACACAAAAGAAAAAUGAAUGUUUAUCAAGCAAAUCUCGUCGGUCUGACUGGUUUGGAAACAGCUUUGGUCCUCUGGCAGAAUAUGGAAAGCUGAAAAAGACGCAAUUCAUUAUGGGAGCGCGCAAUUUGGAGGUAUGACGUACACAGGACUAAAUAAUGCAGAUAUUCGGAGCAAUUGGUAUACUUAUACACUUCUGCAGAUUUUUUGUUUCACUAUUAAAUCUUUUAUAAUAUAUGUCUCCUGCAUGCAGUCUGCUUGAUAUAUGUUUCGCUUCAUUUGCUUGAAGUAUUUCCUGUAUCUUCCUGUAGUUAAGACAGUACGGUAAAACCUAUAAACUGCUAGUACAGAAUGGAAGGCAAAAUAGGGAAAAGAGGAGGGGUGAGAAGAGAGGAGAGAGGGAAAGAGGCCCCGAAAAUUUGCUUAACACUCUGAUCCAUUAUGACAGCCAUGCUGCGCUGACGCAUAUAUGUUGUGCAGUCUGGUUGAUCAGAUUUGUAUAUCAUAAAAACGCCUGACUACUUUAACUUAAAACAGCAGAAGAUUCAAUCUAACAAAUUGCCAAGUUAGUCAGUUGUUAUCGGGGAGAAUCUUGAGUUAAUGCAUUGCCAGUUUUAUACACUUAUUAUAUAAUGCUAUUUAUACUUCUCUUGAAUAAUCUCUAUAUACAGUAUACAUAUGUAGGUCUCUUUGAAAUUAAAGUUACCUGUUUCUCUGAAUAGGGGUUUCCUGAACAUCUAUUCGAUAUUUUUGACGUUGAACAACAUGGUUAUAUCAGCAUACAGGAACUUGUUGGUGGCUUGCGGCUCCUUUGGCAGUAAGUACUAAAUAUUCCUGACUUUUUAUUUCACUGAUUUAUUGAUAGCAGAUAAUAUAAAUAUUUCACUCGUAGUUUGAUGAUAUCAUCAUUCCGGGAUCGCAUAUAAAUAUUAGCUCACUUUGUAAAUACCGUAUAGGUCUAAUAAUGAUAUUGAAAUAGAAUCAAAAUACUACCAUAUAGCGUGUUCGUUUCUCGUUAUUAUUUCGUAUAAUUGUCUACUGGAAAUGGACUCUGCAUGUCUAUAUUUGUGAUGUGCCCUUUUCCAUAUUUAUCCUAAAUUACCCCUCCUCAUAGACUACGAGCGGUCACUUCUUUCCACGGGUUUAGCUUCCCGGGCGUGCGAGGGGAAAGGAGGGACUGCCGACAAUACAUCAAGAAACGAAAUACGCUCACUUUUCGCACUUGUCAAGUUGGCUCCGCCUUCGCAUGCACAUUACCUAUAACCAAUUAACUCUAUCCAAUAGGAACCGUUAAUGUCAUGUUUAUUUCAAAAAUCAACAUUCAGUAUGGAAAUUAUUUAUAGCAUAAUGAUACUACAUAUCAGAUUCUAUUGACAGGCGCAUCGUUUUCGACCAAUGGGAAUUUUGCGUUGUGUGGGCAACGCGUAUUUCGUUUCUUGAUGUGUUGUCGACAGUCCUUUCUCCCGAGGGACUGUUUGCAUGCGGACUAAUUUUUCAAGGCAUCGGUGUAUAUAUAUAGAGCAUUUAAUUCCAUGACGAACUUAUACAUAUCAUAACUGAAAUAGUUUUGAAAAGUAUGUCAUGCAUGCUGUGAUUAUUCAAUUCAUAAAUUCGUGACGUGGUAGAAUAUCGCAUUGUCGCCUUCCUACUAAUAAUCUGUAAAACACAUUUAUAUUAAAACUCUUCUUCCAUUACGCUAGACGCAAUGGAAAGAAAAAGGAUAAUAAAAUCUGUCGCUGGUUUACCGAAUAUUUCGAAAACGUCUGUGGAAAAAAUAGUGAUAUUCACCUUGCUGAAUUUAAAUCGGCACUUGAUGAUGAAACGGUAGGUAACGUUUACCUGAACUUUGCGUGUAUUGAUGAUUUUAUUUAAGAAAUAGAAAACGAGUCGCGUGCGUUUAUGGUGUGAUAAUGCACGCGGGGAAUGUUGGGAGAAUACGAGAGAAGCGUGUAAAACACGAGACGUAGCCGAGUGUUUUAAGCGCUUCUCGAGUAUUCUCCCAACAUUCCCCGAGUGCAAUAUCGCACUAUAUACGCACGGGAUGAGUUUUUCUAUUUCUUUUAUAAUAUAAGUAGAAGAUAUUACAUAGUAAACAAUUUUACUCCAAAGAUCGACGUUGAAAUUCUCCUAACAUGUGCUCAGUGACUCACGCGCAUGCUUUUACUGUCGUUUGAAUUUUUAAGCAGCGAAGGAGCGAAUUUGUCAAAACAACACAAACUUUUGAUGCUUUAAAGCUGGAAAAAUUGUUUGAAAUGCUGGAAAUAAAAACAGUGAUACACAGACUAAUUUGCCAAAGUUUUUCAGCAUCUGGGCUGCUGCAUUUGCCAUGAAAGACGUUAAAUCGUAGGUUUCGUCGUGUUGCUCAGUUUUCGACAUUAUAGUAUUUUUUGUCUUUCGCCGAAAAUAUAUCUAGCAGUUGUUAUCAGAAGAAUUGAAGGUACUUUCUAAAUCACUUAUGUUCAGUUUUUGUUGCCUUCUUCCAUGUUUUUGGUAUUCCUGUAUCUUUUUCAAGUUUUCUCUCGGCUCUUUUGCACGCUUUUGCCCAAAACCUGUCGAGACAACAACAAAUUAGAUGAAUGCCAAGCCGGUUAAUUUUACACGUAGAACGAAAGUAUAGAAAAAUUCCUUUGGUCUAUUCCUUCUUGCUUUCUGAUAAAUUUUGUAUUUAUGUUUAUAUUUCCGGCUAAAAAGCAGUGAUGAACCGUGUGUGUGGGGCAGAGAAAAAGCAAAACAGUGCCACAGAUCACAGUGCAUUAUUGCAUCCUCAUGCACGCGCAUUAGCCAAUCAAAUUGUUUGUUAUAUCACACUUAUACUAUAAUUUAAAAUAUUAUUCAUUUGAUUUUUGUUGAUCGAGAGGAAGAUGGGAGUGGAAGCAGACGCAUGUUUAGGUACCCUUGUGACAAAUACUAGCAGGCAAAGAAGUAGCGGAUACUAGAAAAACUGCAAACAUGCUUUCAGAAUUUCCAUCUACCUUGCACACAAAUCUGUCGGUAAAUUUGGCAAAAAUGCGUGCUAAAGUAUCGAUAAAUGCAUACAAAUUUCUAAAAAAAUGUCGUAAGGCAAAAUAAAGAAAGGUACACUAAAGGGAAUAUAUUUUGUAAUUUAAAAAGCGAAUUAAACGUGCGAAAAAUGAUUGUUUUUUUGAGCAACAUUUUUUAUAUACAAAUGAUGAUUGAACAGUUGAAUAAUUUGAUAUGCAUAUCUUACUUCGUCCAAAUACAGCUUCAUGCAUAUUUCAACUGCAUUUUAACGCGAAGCAGAACGUUUCACAUGGAUGCGUAUGUGGAAACUCCGAAUUAUUUUAUUAGGCAGGUUUAGAUUUUAGAACAAUUAAGUAGGAGUUCAAGUUUGGAGAAGUGGACUAGGGCCAACUUGAACUCGUUCUCAUCAGCUGAGGUUUGUUUAGAUGUCAGCCAAUGAAACGAGUUCGAAGUACAAAACAAAUUGGCGGAUAUAGAUGCACUUGAUGGCGCCUCAUUAUUUUUGUAUUUAGAAGACCUAGUAGAAGAAGAUUUAUUUCAUCUGCUUGUAAAGGAAUGUGAAGAAACAACGCCCAUGUUGCCUUACUGAAAAAACUAUCGAUUUUCAUAUUAACUUUCAAAAACUGAAUAAUCGCGCCGCGUUGUCGAAUAGCGUCCGCUGUUUUGGCCUUUAUGAUUCGAUCGUCCCUAUGAUUCGAUAACGUACAUUUAUAUACAUUUAUACAUAUUUGAUAUAUACAUUUAGUAUAGAUUAAUCAAAUUUAUAUACAGCUAAUUCAAUUAAGGUGGCUCAAUGCAGUUUUUAAAAAAAUGGAAAAUUCACGAUUUAGAUGAGUAUUUUUGGACAAUUAUUACUUGUUAUUUAACAAAAGGUACCUUACUUAUAUGAAACAACAUCUAAAAAGUUUGAGUUUUUGCACCAAAGUUACGCAACUGCCGUUGCUAUGGCAACAAUGACUUUUCAACAUGGCGGAUAUUUUGGCUUUAAUGUAAUUUAACUCGUAAACGACAUCGGUGGUUUUUUAACUCGUAAACGACAUCGGUGGAUGAUUUCUCUUAGUAUAAUCAAUUAUUUUGACAAUUAAAAAAAAAUUCAGUCAAAAGUUUUAAGAUUACGUACAGGUGAUUAUUCAUAGUAAUUUUUUUUUACCUUCACAGAAUUUUUUUUUAAAUUAUCAAAAUAAUUGAUUAUACUAAGAGAAUUCAUUUUCUAAAAUAAAAUUUGGGGGUCACCGAUGUCGUUUACGAGUUAAAUUUCUUUAAAGCCAAAAUAUCCGCCAUCUUGAAACGUCAUUGUUGCCAUAGCCACGGGAGUUGCAUAAUUUUUGUGCAAAAAUUCUAACUUUUUAGAUGUUGUUUUAUAUAAGUAUGUUACUUUUUGUUUAUCAACAAGUAAUAAUUGUCCAAAAAUACGCAUCUAAAUCGUGAAUUUUCCAUUUUUUUAAAAACCGUAUUUUUUUAAACGGUUUAAAUCAAAUAAUCUCGCAGGCCGGAGACUGAAUUUCAUGAUUUUUACAAUAAUUAUAUUAAAAUAUAUAUAUUACUUUAUAAUUAGAUCUUACUGAGGAUAAAAAUGCUGAGGUAAAAAUAUUAUCAACGUAGAAUAAAAAACUAUAAUUAGACUAUAGUUCUAAGAGACUUGAUUUAAUGUAAGUGUUUUUAAAUCUAUUUGUAUUACACCUUCGAAUAUUAAAAAAGUUUGGAUUUCUUAAGUUGUAAGUAUUUGAAUGCUUUGUAGGUAAGAGAUGGUGAAUUUUAUGACGUUUGUCAUUCACUAUUGAUUUGAAGACUUUAAUACAUAAUCCUUUCCUUCUUGUCUUCAAAGUUUCCAUAUCCAAUUCUUCAAUGGCUUCUGAAGACGACAAGUCCGGGCAUAUGAUGCGCAAUGCUCUCUUCUGAAUCCGCUCUAUUUAGUCUGAAAGAUAUUCCGGGAGACCGUAAUGAAAUACUUGACAUGCAUAUUCAAGGAUAGAUCUUAUAGAAGCAAUGUAGAAAUAUUUUAAAUCAUUAUCACUAAGACCCGAUCUCUUUCGUUGUUUCAUCAGAUACAGACGCUUUGCUGCUUUAGUUCUUAUCUUAUCCCCAUGGGCAUUCCACUUCAUGUCUUGAGUGAUCAAACCGCUCUACGUUAAUUCCCGUUUAUCUUUAUCGGCGGGAAAACAGGUUCAUUCAGAGGCGCCGGAAUAUCGAUAAUUGGGGAGGGGGGCAGAUAUUCAUAUAUUCGUGUUCACAGACUGAAAAAACAAUCGAUUUCAAAAGAAAUUAAUUGGGCAAAACACAAAUAUAUGAAUAUCUGCCCCCCUCCCCCUAAUUAUCGAUAUUCUGGCGCCUCUGGGUUCAUUACUUUGAAAGUUAAUCACAAUUUCCUUACAUUAUGUCGGGUUGAGUUCAAAUUUAUUGUAAGUGGGCCAAUUCACGAUACCAUUAGUAACAUCUUGCAGGGAACUUGUACAUUCUUGAUUAAAUAUAUAUUCAGAAACAUUGGAGUCGUCUGCGUAUGUAAAACAUCUCACCGUAUUGAGCCACCUUAAGGGUUUACUUUGAAGCUUUACUUUGAAACUUUACUUUGAAGCUUUAUUUUGCCAAAUUUUCCACUUUGUUGACGUAUACAUGCAGUCGUACAAAAUUUGAUCUUUGCCGAUUCUCCUAUAUAAAAAGUGCACUUGUUCACGAGCUAGAAUAUACUAGCUUUUGAACAAGUGUACGUGUCAGUAGAAACUGGCAAAGUUGCUUGCACAGACGGGUAAAUAACACUUGUCAUUGGAAAACUUGUUAUAGAAAACUCGCUCCAUGAUCUCAUGUAACUGGCUUCAGUUAGCAAAAUAUAACCACCAUCGGUAGUGUAGUCCUGCAAUACUAACAAUGGCGUGGGGGUCUCCAAAAGUGUCCUGAAUUGGCUGGGGGGGGGGGUUACAAUAUGGUAUUUUGGGGAUUCUAAAUUUUGUUGGUGUUUUUCUAGUAUAUUCAAAAUUAUUCUUAUUAAAAACAAUUGCCGUUAGUAAUAUAAAAUAUUCUGAGCCUCUCAAAAGGGUAUGAAAUUCAAAGUUUAUGUGGCCGGUGAUGUGAAAUUCAAAGUUUAUGUGGCCGGUGAUGUACAGUGCGUACCUUCAAGCGAAAACUACAUUCAGUGCACUGCAUGUAUGAUUGGUUAGCGAAAAAAAUACCGUGAAAAAAUAGGACGCCGUGAACUUCCCUCCCUCCAAACAAUUUCGCCCAGUGGAAAAGCGGGGUUCAGAAAUAUGUAAAUUUCUGGCUGGGACUGGGACUUUGAUUCCAGGUCUAAAUUUUCAAUAUUUCUAACAGCCUAAUAUUUAUAAGCUGUAACAUAUAUUUUCAAAUAUCUUCGGGAAAGCUCAUUUAAUAUCAAUUGUACAUAAAAUUAACAAAACUGAAAAGACUCAGAGACAAUUUGCUACAGCGCAUGAACAACGCGAUUAAGUAAAGAUUGUAGAAAUCAUUAUCGUGUUAAAUGAUGACUGAAAAUGAAAUGCAAUUAUAAAUUCUUGUUUCCUGUUAAGAUUAUGCAACGUGAAAAAAAAUAUACUGGCGGGGGGAGGUGGGAGAGAACAACCUUAAUAAGCUGUUUAUAAUAAUUAGCUAACAUAUAGAAAACAGCAUAGGGAAAAGCACUUGAAAUGAAAAGACAGUGUGCUACAUCAUUUCAUGCAGUAUGCAUUCAUAGUAUCCUUGAAAAUUUGAAACACUCCCAUGCUGUGGAAUUUUUUAAAAAUAUCACUUAAAAGUUUGGAAAUUCAAUUUCCACUUCCGUGUAGAAAAAUGGUUGGAAUUUUGUAACAAAACCAGAAACACAAGCAAAGUGCGGAAAUGGUUCGAAUAUUCCAAAUGUCAAUAUUAUUUAUAUCCACGUUUCGUAUUUUUACAGUUCACUCAAAACGUGUUUGACCUAUUCGAUAGCGAUCAAGAUGGUGAAAUUGAUAUCGGCGACCUUACGAGCAGUUUGGACCUACUUGAACGGUAAACAAUUUUCUUUCCUUUCCAAAAAAGCAAUAACUUUGUUAGUUCUGCCAAUUUCCUGUUCACAUUGGUUUGUGCUUUAUUUAGUUUUUUGAUCAGUUAAUUUAUUAGCACAGUAAUGUGUUUUACGAUUCUCCAAUAAAUCAUGGAAUCUGGAAUACUUGGGAACAUAGCCUACAGAUUGUCAAAAAUUCCAGUGGCAUUGAUUUCCAACAGCGAUUUUUUAGCCAGUUUUCAUUAUUGAGGAAAAUUUUAUUGCAUUCAAGAGAGCAUAAUGUGCUUUGUGAUUUUGAGCAUUAAGAGAGUAUUUUCCUACUUCUGUAUAAUUAUGUUUUAAUUUUUGUACUGUGCUGUGUUUCUGUAUGUAGAUCAUCAACGGAUACAAAGUGGUUCUUGUGGAUUGAAGAAAGGUUCAAUAUAUCUGUGGCUGAAGACCUUAAAAUAACCUUUCAUCAUUUCAAGAAAGCAUUGCAUCUGGACAAGGUCGGUACACUUCUUUCUUUGUAAAAAUGAUAUGUCAUUGCAAAUAGUAUGCAAGUUUUCAAGACAUGAAAUCGAAAUGUAAAUGUUACAAUGCAAUGAAUUUAACUAAAAAAAAUAAGUGCAAAAUAGUGCAUAUAAUGUGACGCAUGCGCAACAUAAUUAUGGAAUCAAAUUUCUCAAUGAUCAAAUUCGCUCAUCGGUUGAGCAAAGUGAACCUUUAAUAAAACAUUUAAAUAAACAAAAUUGAGUAUACUAGAAAUUAGAUUUGAUCAUAAGUUUCGGCCGCCAACUUUACUCACGUCUUUGGUCGAAAUGCUCAUGGCUCUUCGCAGUGUAUAAAUCCUCCAUGGCCACUCAUUCUAAACAAACCUACAUAAAUAACAUACCUCUGGAUGUACGUAUUUUUUGUACAGUGGCGUAGCAAACUCGAUAAUUGGGGGGGGGGGGCAACAUUCAUGCAUAUAUUUGUGUUCACAGACUUUAAAAACAAUUGAUUUCAAAAGAAAUUAAUGAUGCAGAGCACAAUUAUAUGAAUAUUCCCCCCCCCCCAAAUUAUCGAGUUUGCUACGCCACUGUUUUUGUACCUGUUCGCAUUACCGUUCACAUGUAUUCCUCUCUCUUGUUCAGACAUUCUUCGCUGAAAGAUUUUUCACACUUUUUGAUGAUAAUGGGGAUGGAAUGAUUGACAUGAAAGAACUCAUCGCAGGCUUGGAGCUCUUUACCAAUGGAACUGUGGCUGAUAAACUAACAUUCCUGUUCAGAGUUUAUGAUAUAGAUGGUAUGUUGACAACGACAGUUUCUCGUAAACUAGAUCAUGCGAACAGACAUGCAAUCCAAUCUUUUCCUAUCGGAUUUGAAAUUGUGCUUCUCUAAAAUAUCUGCACAUGACGGACAUUGGAAUUGAAUAUAGCAGCUCACCGAGUGACACAGGAUUGAUCUUUAUAGCAUCUGACAUUUUUUGGAACGAAAAUUUUAAAUCAUUUUUUAAUUAACCAGGAGAAUUUGCGAAAAAUGCAACUAUAUAGACCGUAUGGUAGGAAUCGAACCUAUAACUCGGCGAUUCCUGCAUGGCUGAGUUGUUUGACUUAAAUAUCGAAACAUUAUGAUACUAUAGUACUAUACCUUUCCAAGGAAGCUUUAACACGCCAAUAUUAGCUGUUUGUGGCUGCCCAUCUUUUUAACUUGUCUUAUUUUAUUGAAAAGGAAAUGGUUAUUUGAGCGAAGACGAAAUGAGAACUGUUUUAAAAUCUUGUAUGGAAGAAAGCAAACUAAAAUUAGACGAUCAGCAAGUCGAUGAGCUCAUGGAAGUUCUCUUCGAAGAAAUUGAAACAAACCACAAAGGGGAAAUUGGCUUGGACCAAUUCAAAGCUUUUCUGUCAAAACAUCCAGGAGUCACCGAACAUUUGUCAAUAAGGUACCAAAAUUGUGAACGUUAUUAAGAUUUUAUAAAUGUAUGCUUGCACUAUUGUAUCUACUUUUUAAAUUAAGGUAAUAUUGCAGUGGCGUACUGGCAGGGGGGCCGGGGGGCCACGACCCCUCCCCCCCAGCUGGCAAUUCUUGGGGGCGCAGAAAUGAAAACGGGGCGCCGAUUCCGCUGAAUUUUGAAUGUGGGUGGGGAAAAACGCAUUUGAAAAAAUAUAGUUACUUCCACCAAGAAAAAAUGUGUUUAUAGGCUUAUAAACAGAUUGAGCGCAUAGGCGACAAAGUGAUGUAUUAAAUUACAGACUAUUUUGUCUAACCAGCCAGUAUUGCUACCUCACACGAGAUCGUUCAUAUAGAAACAUCAUCGGUGAUCACACGCAAUGUCGCAUUGAUAUUUAUGAUAAUGUAAAGUUGUGCACGCAAUUUAGUUGUUUGCGCAAGAAAAAUCAUGACUCAUUGAGUAAUGUCAUUAAUAAGAUAAUGCUGAAACGCCUGCCUUUUGGCAGCCAGGCAAGGAAACCUUAAAAUGCAUGGUGUACUUCUGACAUCGACUCGCAUCGAUGUGAAGAUGAACUGCUCAGCUUUGCAGAAUCUUUUCAAAAAUUGAAGUGUUCAGUGAUUUUGGUUGAAGACAAAGAAGAAGAGAAAGAUUCUGAUAAACCAUCAUUUCUAGAAGCUCUGAGAAUUUUGUUGAAUCCUGAUUACCACCUAGUUGAUGCGUUUCCAACUCUUUGUAAAGUUUACGCGAUCGCAGUUGCAAUUCCAAUCAAACGUAUGUAUCAAGAAAAACUUGAAGCGUUGCUACUUAUGACCACUGAACGGAAGAUUUUAAUGUCUUUGGAAAAGGAGCAGAUUAUUACCGCCUUGGAGGUCUGACAUCAGAGUUGUCGAAGGCGCUUAUAUGAAAAUGUUUGGAAAGGCUAGAAAUCGACAAUCGUUAUUGAAACAUUAAAGACAUUGGAGAACAUCGAUCGAUCGAUAUGGGCAAUAUUUGACGUUAUCAACAGUCGAUCAGUACAACACGUGAUAUAUAGUACUAACUAUCAAGUGAUAUACUGUAUAGUAUUAACUCUGUUUGCAUGUUUUGACAAAAAUAUGACAGAUUCGUAUCAAUAAAAUGCAAGCACACUUUUUAGUAAAAUAUUAUUAGUGAGAUCGGCGUUUAAUAUAAAUCAAAAUAUUUUAUACAAAUAUACUCAACGAAUGACUUUAUUCCUCCAUAAUUAAUCUAACAUAAAGAUAUAUAGUAAAACUGAUACCGUACUAAUUUAAGUACUACUACAAAAUUCUAACCAAAUUCCAACAUGUUAUAAUCUCGUUUCCUGACCAUCAGAUUUCUGUCAAAUCUUCCCCCAAAGUCUAGGAAAUGGCAUUUCAGGGACUCUAAAUUUAAGAAUUAUCCGGUGGGGCAUGCCCCCGAACCCCCAAGGAACACCUCGCACCUGCGGCGCUCGGCUCGUGCCUUCGGCCCUCGCUUAUCAAGCAUUACAUUAUAGGCGCGUAUAUUGGUUGAUAGCUCACUGGCCACCCCAGAAAAAUAGUACCUGCAGCACGCAACUUAAUAUUGACUUGUUAGGUCUUGAAAGUACCCUAGCCCAAAUUUUUUGGUAAGCUAAAUGGUUAAAUAUCCAGGUUAUUGCUGUGCUCAAACGAAGUUUGGUAUCGCUUUAUAUCCGUUGCGUGAAUUUGUUACUCUAUUAGUUAAUUUAGUUUGUAAGUCUUUUAGUUUAUUCAGAAUCAGAAUUACAUUAAAAAAUACUACGCUUAUACACGCUUGCAGUGGUCUUGUUUUGCGCUUGCUCCAGGGCACCGUAAUGCAGUAUCUUGUCUGCUUCUAUUUACAUUUGUAUACCGUUUACCAACUAGCAUAUACCCAGUUGAUUAAAGCAGGAUGUUUUCGAAAAAAACCCAUAAACUUGGUUAGACUUCAAAGAUAAAAUAUAAAACAAUCAGGGAUUAUUACCAGGAAAACUGUAUCAGUUACCAAGAAAAUUAACCUAACCCAAAUUGACAAUCCCAAGUAGUAUUCAUAUAUAUAAUUUGCGUUUUUUUAUCAUUUCACUAAUUACGUUCUUAAAAACAGAUCCUUAUAGUAUUGUAGCAACUGCAUGUUUAAUAUUCAUUGUUAUACGAUCACAUGAUAUGUAAUUAAAAUUCCAAUUUUUCUACCGUGCAAUAGUACUUUUCAUUCGUGUAUAUAGUACAUUUCACUUUGUGUUUGUGUUUUCGACCUCGGCCUAUAGCCUUCGGCAGAUAACCGAAAUGUCAGCUUGGUAAUUUUCGGUUCAACCUCAUGAGGUUGCGAGCAGGCUGAAGGGCUGUUUACAUGAGUCGGGUUUGCGUAGCUUCUUGUAUCUCUUCCCAUUAGACCAGAUUUAAUCAUCUGGUAUUUAUCACUUUCAGUAUCAGCUGUUUCUCUAUGCUAUGGUAAAAAAACAACACUUGUUUUUAUAUUAGCGAAACUUUUCUACGUUUUGAACUGAUUUUAACAACAAAUACAAAUUUAAUAAAGGUUAAUUAAUAUAAUGACAUGAUAUUUUGUUUAGCUUUCGCCGCGUUGCAAUACUUUCUAUUCAGCAAUUUUAUCACCUGCAAACAAAAAACUUUUUCCAACAGUAAAAAAAAUUAACUUGCAUGAUCUUAACAAGCACUUUCUCGUCAGCAACCCGCUCCACAAACUCUUCAACUGAGGGAACACAAAAGUCAGUUACACCUAUGUGAGGAAUAUGGCUUUCGUUAUAAGAAUUGACAACCAUUUCCCCGUCAACAAACCUUUCAACCGAGGAAAUACGAAAGUCACAGCUGCACGGGGAAUAUGACUAAUGCGGUAAGCCGACAUGCAUAACUCGAAAGUACAAAUCUACUGAUGAGUACCAAGGUAACGCAUGCAACUGUCGGAUAAAUCGAAUUACACCGUAUAGAUGGCAAAUGUUUAACUUAACGAACAACAUCAUUUAUGAGGAAACGGUCACGCCCGAAAGCCAAGUCAUGAAAGAAUACAUCGGUACAACGGAACAUGCAUUUAAACCCAGAUACAGCAACCACAAUUAAUUAAGCAGUCUUUCAAUUACAAAAGGUAUUCAACGUCAACAGCCUUCCACGCUUGUAGUAUUCAGAAAUUUUCCUCCCGGUACAACAAACAGCAUGCAGGCUCAUAUUUCCAGGGGUCGACGUCCGACAAAAAAUUUAAAGCUUUGCGUUUUACACAAUUUUGUGCGGGAUGUCCGCUGACAAUAUGUGCUCGCACGAGUGAGAGAAAAAAAAGACUCGAAAUACAUUGGGAAGCUAAAAGAAUCUGAGACAAACUAUCGCGUUAAAUAGUCAAGGGUGGGUAUAGUAGUGAAGUAGUUGUAGUUCGUUACUGUAGCGAAUUACAAUUUCCAAGUAGCCAGUAGUUUAGUAGUUUUUAACUACUCUUUUAAUGGCAUGUAGUAAAAGAAGGAACACCGGAAUGGCGGAAUACCGGAAUGGCGGAAUACCGGAAUGCCGGAAUGCCGGAAUGCCGGAACAUCGUUUUAAUUUUGACGGAAAGUUAAAAGGAAGCAUUCUCAAUCCGAUCUGUAAAAGGAAUUUAAAUAUAUUUAUAAAGGCUAUAAACAUGCAAAAAUUACAGGAACCACUGAGUAUUUUAAGUAUGAAUACAAAUGCGAAAAAAGUUAUCCUCACUGGAAUGGGAUAAAGAUCUGCUCACAUACCAUCGCUGCGGCUGAAUCGAGUGGAGAUUUAUCGAAAUUUCUCGUGUGGUACAAGCAGAAAAGAAGUACCAAAGCAGCAAAUUUGUCUGCGGUUGUGCGUAUAGACAUGCCACAACAUCCCGGAAGAAAAGGCGGUGUACCUGUUACAUCAAGAAGAGCAACUCCUAAACUACCCGUUGAUGCACGACGAAAGCGCACAUACAGUAAAUCUACUGAAAGUUCGUCUAUUGUAACAGAGGUACCAAAUACAAACCCAUUCUAUGUUAAAAAGAUGAACAUUCGAAUUGAAGAAUGCCAAGGAUGCAGGGGUCCUCUGAAGUCGGCAGGGCAAGAAAUUCAGCCCCCGCCGUUUGAUUACUGUAUUGCGAGGAGGGAAAGACGACCAUACAGGAGUGACAAUGGCCAACUGAAAACUCCAUCCCGACAGUCAGAUGCACAUUAUCACCUGCGAGCAGCUUGCGUUAAAGCUGCAGAACCGUCAUUUGUAACAUCUUCUCUUGUGAUACCUGACGACAUCCAGCUAACAGAAGUUCAUGAAUGCUAUCUCGUCGAUGAGUUUGGGCUCAAUUUCGUUGCGAGAUAGAGACAUCGAAUUCAAGAUUUUGUUAUAACAUAUAUGACAUUUGGCUGACAUAUGACAAUAUAUCCUUUACAGAAUAAAAUAGGGAUUUUUACUUGUUGUUUACGUUACGUUGUGACACAACGUUGUUGUGUUAUGUUAUGUUUCAGUGACCUACUCAGUAGGCUACUCUGUAGACUUACAGUAGGCUACUGUAAUAUUGUCGGUUUCAGGUCACUUUUCAAAACGCGGUUCCAGUUUGUUGUGAAUUCGAAUAUUCCCAUUCAGCUUUUUAAAUUUGGAAUAUUGAGCGUGGAAUUACAAUUUAAGUUGCUUGCUCAAAUACCGAAGUACUGAACUGGAAUACCGACGUAGCGAUCUUAAACUCGUAAUUUGCAGUGUUUUACUUAUAUAGCCAACGAAUUAAACGUAUUUCUCAAGACUUAAUAAAUAAUUGGGAAUUACCAACAAACAAACUAGGGAACCACGCUUUGAGAGGUGAUCUGAAAUCCACAAUAACUAGUGUAUUGUUUACAUUUACUUAAUUCAAAUUCACGUCGAGACUUUAAUUUAAAUUAAUCAGCGAAUCCUGGUAGAAUAUAACUGGGAUAUUAGCCGCCGACCCCCCCCGCCUGGUACGCCCAUGUACUGUAUAUAUAUUGACAUUUUUUAUUCAUGUUUAAACGCCUUAAAUAAAAAAAUCCUUAUGGACUUGAAAUAUUUUUUUAAAUUGUCCUUCAAAAGUAAAAAUACUAUUCCGGUGUUCUGGUAUUCAGGUGUUCCGGUAUUCCGGCAUUCUGGUAUUCCGGCAUUCCGGUAUUCCGGCAUUCCGGUGUUCCUUCUUUUACUACAUGCCUCUUUUAAUACAGUAGUUGUAGUUAUAGCAAACUACUUUUUGCCUAAAAGUAGCCAAAUAGUUGACUACUUUACAAACAGCGAAUCGCUAUUCGCUACUUUUUAAAAUUGUUAUCAACUUGAAAGAAUGGAAUGAUAUUAAUACACGGUUUGCUUAAAAGAUUAUUUUAUACAGCAAAGGUUAUUUUAGCGCAAUGAAAAGUGGAACUCCUGAACACUGUAGUGCUUACAAAAAUGUUCCUUUGACCCUUUGUGUUUACUGUUGCUACUCGUAAGUCGAUUUGUUAUAGGAUAUAUUACAACCUGAGCUAGUGGAUGCUCCAAAUACCUUAAAACUAAAAAAUAUAUAGAGUAGCGAAAUAGCGAAAUAGUUCGCUACGUUUUUUAAGCAGUAGCUGUAGUCAGUAGCGAAUUACUUUUGUUCAAAAGUAGCAGUAGUUGUAGCUGACUACAUAUUUUUGAAGUAGCUGUAGUUAUAGCAAACUACAAAAAUUUUGUAGUCAACCCACUCUGGUAAAUAGUCAAUUACGGAGGAUGCUUUUAUUAUGUAGAUUAUUCUACUCACUGAGGGAGCGUUAACCGCCAAACUGUCUGAGCAUCUUGAACUUAGCCUGAAGAAUUCUUCGUGUUUUGAUUCAUUUAUUGCUCCAAAUAAACAAAUGUUUGUAAUAAAAAAUGUAGUAACAAUUAACCCAUGAACAUAUAUAGAAAAAGAAGGAUGACAUAUAGUAACUUAAAUCAGGCCAAUAUUGCACUAUAUUUUUCGACAAUGACUAUGUUAUGCAACCAGCAAAUGUUAUUCUCAGAAUAACUGAGAGUACGUAAUUAUUUACAACAUCGCGUUGUAUAAUCGACUAUAGUAUUUACAGUUGGAGUCAUCUUUUAAAAUUAUAUGCAAAUUAGGAAAUAGAUAUUAUUUUCAUUAUUCCUUGCCAUGCAUGCCAUUGCUUGCGAUUCGAAAUCUUUGCGAAAAAAGUAACCAUUUUCCGUGGAGUGUCCACAUUAAUUAUAGGUAUAUUUAUACAGUAUUUUGAACAUCGUCGUAUUAAUUGUUGUUUAAUUUAAUAAUUUAAUUUAGUGCUGCUCAUUUGUUUAAACCUCCAGUUUCUAAAAAGAACAAAGUAUCAAGUUGCAUUCCAAAACGUCUUCGAUGGGAAUAUAUCAAGAAAAACCCGUUCAAGGUGUUCUUCGUAACGCUUUACGUCUUACUAAAUGCCGCCCUAUGUAUUUGGGUUGGUGUUGAGAGACGUCACCAAGGUGGAUGGAUUAUUUUGGCUAGGAUUAAUGGCAUGUGCCUCAAUUUCAACUCCAUGUUUAUUUUGGUGGUAAUGAUGAAAGGCCUUCUCACCUGGCUGAGAUCAACAAGAUUUGGAAAAUUCUUCCCCAUCGACCAGCACAUUAUUUUUCACAAAUGUGUCGCCGCAGUCAUCCUUUUGCAAUCAGUUCUGCAUUUCAUUGGUCAUCUCGGCCGAUACAGUAAGUGUAUAACCAGAGGUGGAAAAAGUAUCGGAACCCAGAAAUUUUUUUGAGUUGAGAGUUUUGCAGAAAAUUUUCCAGAAACUAUUUCAACAUUUUGAGAUAACUCUGUUUGCUCAACCUACAAGUUCAUUGACAACUAUUCUACUUUAUUUACACUGUACAGUGUACACACUAGCAUCAGCAGCCUUUUAAAUAUUUGACAGAAAUUAAUUCUGUUACCCACCCCUGCCAUCAUAAUAGGUAAAAUGGUAAAUAUUUGCUCUGCAAAGUCUCCAAUAAAAUGCAAAUUAAAUCGUAAACAAGUCCCUAAUGCUAUUAUUAUACUGCUAUAAUACUACUGGGUGACGCAAAAAAAUUACUCCGUUUGAUUUAUUUUAACUUAAAAACAAAAAGAGCUAUUACACCUAAACUAUGUGCACUGUAUUCAGUAUUGUCGACCUUAAAUUUUGAUACACGCCCUGUGCAUUUUCGUGUAAUAUUGACCAAGAGAGCUGCGUUUAAACUUGAAUAAACAUUUUGGGAAGUGUCGAGAGUUAGCUAAAAACGACCUGUUAAACUAAUUUGAUAACCGUUACCAUUUUAUCGUAAAUAUUCGUUUCAAUGAAGUGAAGUUUAAAUUAAAAAUGCUUAUUUGAUGGAUGUGCUCUUUUAUUUUUGUUAAGGUUUUUGCGAAUGCAUGAAAACUAACUUAUGAUGCAAUUUUGAUUAAAAGAUUUAUUCUAAAUAUUCAAUGACCCUGCAUGGGAAUGAAAUUCUAAUGUUGCAAGAAAGAAACCUCGCGUGUUUUUUUUUAUAAAUGCGCCUCGUUUAACAAAGGACGAAAGAGUUUCGAUAUGUUUAGAAUAUGUAAGGGUACAUAAUGCUUGUGAGGUUAUACCGGCGGAGUUGGUCAGGUCUCUGAAAACGAACGUGUACUUUCCGACUAUAGUGUGCCUAAACACAGGUUAUAGCUGUACUAAUAUUUGAUAGACCGUUUUUGGCUAAUUCUCGACACUUUUAAAAAUGGUUACUCAAGUUUAAACACAGCUCUCUCGGUCAAUAUUGCACGAAAAUGCACAGGGCAUAUACUGAAUGCAAUGCACGUAGUUCACGUGUAAUAGCUCUUUUAGUUUUUAAGUUAAAACAAAUCAAACAGGGCAACUUUUUUUUGCGCCACACGGUACUAUAAUAAAUAAUAAUAAAUUAAAAUAAUACAGUACAUUAAAUUUAAGUAGAAUAAAUUAAUUUAAUACAGACACUCACUCAGACUAUGAUAUAUUUUAUACCUUUAAACUGUGAUAUAUAACAGACAACCAUUGCGAUGUACGAGCAUACGAAAACCAGCCUAAAGCCUACUAUUAUUAAAGUACAAAUAAUACAAUAAUUAUGCUUUUGUUUUGUCACCUCUGUAAUUGUAACAUUGCAAAUUUCACAGAAAAUUUCUAGCCUUUGACACAGGUUCCCAGAUAGAAAAAAAUGUUUUCCACCCCUGUGUAUAACAUUAAUAUUCUCCGUGUUGUUUUAAGCUUCCCGUUGUUUGCAUACAAACUCUAUACCAUUAUCGGACUACGUAAUGUUGCAAAUCUGGAAAAUGCAUUUGGACUGGAAGAGAUUUUUAACCAAGCAGGUUGUUAGGUGAAACUGACGACAGGAUCUCACUACAAGGGCUUGAAAUACCAUCCAGUUUGAAAUUUAGGAUAUAAAUCAUUACUUAAAGUAAAAUAAAUCACCAUGCAGGUGUCUAGUAUAUAAUAAUGGAGCACUGCACUUACAUCAUUGCACUGUAUUACACUGUAUUGACCAAUCAAAUUGCGCGGUGUUUCGUUGUAGUUACAUUACCAGAAAUAUGGGACAAGAUGGCGACGGACAUGCGCACUUUGACCUGAAUAUGGCGACAAAAUAUUAUUAUAACUGACUAUAUGGGAGUUGAUCAAAAUAUAAAAUUUUAAUAUACUUUGUUUAAAUAUUUCAUGGUUGCGGAGCUCGAUUAUAGUAGCGACACGAACAAGCAAUAUUUCUAAACAAAAAUCGUUAGUAUUGCACCGCGUCUAGCAAGUUCCUGAGAAUGUUGUAUUUUUACACGCAAUUCGAUGAAUUUCAUAGUGUAAUUUAUAGUAAACUUGUGACGCAAGAGGUAAAUAUCCCACGAAUAGACCAACAUCCAUUCGGACGAUGCAAAGUGCGGAGCUCGCGAUAUAUUCAAUGAUAUCCAAACUGUUAAUUUAGCUCAAUAAAUCCGCUAUAAUUUCCAAGGAAACUAGUUCCCGAAACGUUUGAAAGUUCGCAUUUUUACGGUUCUUGUAUGUCGCCAUUAGGCCAUCUUUUAAGAUGGAUAUUAAAAUAUCCGAAAACGACAAGUUUUAAUACAAAUUUGAGCUGUUUCGAGCAGCCAUGUUUGUUGUUUAUUUUGAAAGACUAGAUCCCAGGCUCUCACGUAAAAACACAGGGAUAUUUUAGGAUUUUUUAGUAUAUUUGCAAUAUUUUUAGUCUUGAUAAAAAUUUGCGGGGUUAAAGGUCAAAAUACCGGAAGUGAUCAGCAAAAUAUAGUUUAAAAUCACAGUUUUUGGUUGAAUAAUACUUUAACUGGAGAGACAAAGUAAAAUGCGAAGUCGUUUUACUUAUUAUUAGGCAAUGUUGGGCAUAUAAAAUGGACUUAGCCGCUGACUACAAAAGCGGGAGCAAAAUGUCCCAUAUUUCUGGUAAUGAUUAUAUAAUAUAUUUUCUUUUACUGUGUCGUGUCUUGCUGUGCUUCGAUGACUUACUUUGGUGGCUAUCGGUAUUAUCGGGAAAUUGAAAGGUACUUGGGGGUUAUCUGUAUCAUCGGGAAAACGUAGUUGUACUGUAGUCGAAUUCCUUCGCAGUGCCAAAUCACAAUGUAAUAAAGACUGCAUGUAUUUUUGAAGUUAGUUGCUCACUGAAGAAAUUAAAAAUAAUUUUUGACAAGUCAUGCGUAUUUAUUUUCUAGUUACAACUGAUUCACCCAAGUUCGAAGUUUGGGAGUACAUGUUCACGACGAGAACACCAGAAGGAUGGGCGAACGGAUCAGCUGGGAUCACUGGAGUAUUACUGUUGAUUAUUCUUGUUGUUAUGUUCAUCCUAUCACAACCGUCUGUCAGAAAACGAGGUUUUUUUGAAGUAAGUAAAAUGUAACAUUAAUCGAAUCUUCACAUGCGAGGGUAUACUAAUUCCGCUCGGCUAUUUACAAGCUGAUUAAAAGUUCAUCAUUAAGGACCCACAGUAAUUUGUUUUUUUUAUAACAGUUGUGGUUCUCCGCCAUUGACUUCGUCACUUGUGUAAUAUAGUAUUUGUAUUGUAUGCAUGUCAUUCGUGUAAUUUUACCUGCCCACGUUGACUAAAUAAAUAAAUAAAUAUAUGAUUCAUGGUGCCAUGGGUCAUGGUGUAUAGGUGACCUUCCUCACUUUUCUCAAAAAUAUGGCUGUUCGCCAAGAGUGGAAUAAACAAGAUUUCAAUUUUCAAAAGCAUAUCUUUGGAAAAUCCUUUCAUACAAUGAGCUUUCACGCAUUGUGCUUUGGAGAUUUAAGAAAUAUUGUGAAAUAUAGGGCAAGUAUAGUUUGAAUGUUUAGUGUUUGUAAAUUUUGUUAUUUCAUUUUUUGGCUACAACAUGCACCGCUUCCCUUUUGCAAAUUAUCAUGUUUAAUUUAGGAAAAAAAUUAAAAUACAAAGGAGGUCAAAUUGAUUUGAAGACCGAAGUCACUUUGAACUUUUAGUUUUACUGCGUUUACAGUAUAUUUCAAGAAUUCAUUGUUGUAUAGUUAAAACAAUUUUUAAUAUGCCAUUUUGUACAAAAAUAUAUAUUCAGAUGACAAAAAUUUAAAACAAUCGUGCUGCCAUGGCAACACGUGACGCACAACACGAGCCCACGUUCAGUGAUGGCCAAUUUGGAAAUACUUCUAUGUUACCAAAUCAAUGCUUGGAUAAUGAGGCGAGUAUAGUUGCUCAUGCAUGAAUGUAUUUCUUUGGUGACGGUCUGAUAAUGAUUCGGUAAUUGGAUCGAAAUAAUUAUAACCAUUUAAAUUCUCGUCUUGUUUGAUACUGUUGGUGUAAACAUGGUUUUAUUAUUCGAGUUUUUAUUAUUAAGUUUAUUCCAAAAUUUAUUUCCUAAAAUUGUCUAAUAGUUCUGCCUUUUGCACUUUAAUAUGCCAACUUAAUUGUGGUUUUCAUUUUCUAGCUUUUUUACUUUUCCCAUCAUUUAUAUAUCGUGUGGUGGGUGCUCCUUAUUCUCCACGCUCCUAACUUUUGGAAAUGGUUUAUUGGACCAGUAGGUUUAUAUAUUGCUGAGAGAAUCUUGCGUCUUAGGAUUGUUAACAGAGCUCGUUAUGGAAAGACGACUGUAGAGGAAGGCAUAACAUUACCAUCGAAGGUACGCACUAUUGACA
This is a messenger RNA of Paramuricea clavata, 20439 nucleotides long. The record is from the annotation of a GenBank genome assembly. NCBI's taxonomy places the organism in Eukaryota, Metazoa, Cnidaria, Anthozoa, Malacalcyonacea, Plexauridae.